UCCAUAAAUAAUAAACCAAAGUUUUUGUAUUUAAAGGAAGGGAAGAGUUUGAAAAAGCCGAAACAACUUAGAAAUAACUUGAGUUUGGUCCCCAUUUUGUGGUCUGCUGAGGAGCAAGUGUUGGUUUCAAGUGUCAAAUUUGUGCCCGUCUCCGUUCCCACUCGUGGAUGCUAGAUGUCAUUUUAAAAUGAACAUUUUACUUACUAUAAAAGAUUAAUGGACGAGUUUCUUGUGAGCUUUCAAACAUCCAGCCUAGGAAUGACAAUGACUUCUAACAGUAUAGGAGAACUAUAUAACAUCAUCGCCUUAAACAAGGCUCUUGACGAAUUUGGUAUGCUAAGUGCCAUUACAGAAAGUCGCAAAGAGUACCUACAAGAGUGUCUCAAAAACGGGAUGGAAAAGCUAAACAUAGACCAGCCAGGACCAUCUUGUGUUUGCUGGGAUUCCCAAAAGAGUCCUAAGAGCCCCGGCUCAUCACACACCACGACUGAGAAAGAAAACACCAAUUUCGGAGGUUUCCAAGUGUUAAAGAUGAACUCCACCUUCAUAACGAGCUUUAAAGCUGGUUAUGAGCUUCCUUGUCAUGGAAUUAAAGAACCUUCUUCCAAAAGAGUGAUAAAGUGUUUUUCCCGGAGAAGAAGAGUGCGGACUCACCCUUACGAAAAUAAUACCUCGGUUCCUAGUACCAGUGAUAUGCCCUCUUCUUAUAGUAAUGGGUCCUAUAGACUCAGAACGACCAGCCUCAGUAGUGGCACAAGUAAAAGGGGAUUUGGUCUCAACAGAGGUGGAGCCAAUACAAAUGGGAAUGCCAGUUCCGGAAAUACUUUAGUUCGUUCUCGUAGUAUGGAAAAUCUAACGGCUUCAAUGGAUGAAGGGUUGAUCUUGUCAUCCAAACCUCGUGAGUUAGAAACGGUUUCAAAAGGCAUCCAGCAGCUAAGAAUGGAUGAUUGUACCUGAAUUGCUCCUACCAAUAUGUACCUGUAUGUUUUAUUGGUAAGCCCUAAUGUUAUAUUACUACUAUAUACUGAAUAGCUUUUAGCUAGCUGUCUGUUGUGUUUAUAUAGUAAGUUUUAAUAAAUUGCAUUUGAUAACAAUUAACAAGAGUUGUAAAAUGUACCUUUAAAGGAAGCGUUGUAUUGCUGAAAACAUUGAUGUGAGUUAUCUUGUUCAGAUAACUGUUUUUAUAAAUGCAUUAUAAGGCAGUGAUUUUUGUUGUUAGAAGGUGUAUGGUUUUCUCCGUUUCUGAAAUACGAUGACAUUCAACAACGUGAAAUUUAACUUCAGAUCAGAGACCAAACUGAGAGUUUUCUCAUGACUAAAUAUCAGAAUUAAGUAUGAACAUGAUUUUUAUUAUCUUUUCAGGUCAUAGCAGUUCUAGUGUUUUUUCAUAGAUUUUAUCUAGUUGAAUUUUUCAUUUAAGAUGAUUUCAUAUACGUAUAAGUCAUUGUGUUGCAGAAGGGUGUUGCAAAUUCUGACAGCACUGUCCACAGGCGCCUUUGAUGAAUGAAGCAUGCAUAGCAUAAAAAGCUUUACAGAAUGUUUGAAUUGAUAUUUAAAGUUUUAAAGAGAGUACAGUAUUUAUAGUAUUUUGGAAAUUAAGAUGUAGAAGGAUAUUACAGUAUAGCUUUUUUUUUUCUUCCCCCAGAAGAGAAAUUUUUCAAAAGUUAACAUUGCACAGUUUGCUGUGUACCCAACCAGAUUUUUGAUUGACCAGCAUAUUUGUUGUGUGGGUGUGCCCAUUGAUGGCUGUGCCUUUCAGAAUAUAGAUGCUGUGUGCCAGCAAACUACUCAUCGCCAAAUUCUAUUGUGAUGUUCUCAGGCAGAUAGUUGAUGUUAGUGAGCUAAUCUGGGUGUCUUCUCAAAUCUCUGUUAUAAGCCCACGGUUUAGCCGCCUAAAAGAAAAUUCAAGGAAUAUUAUUUAUUUACAGCAGCUGAUGAUUAUGAAAGAUGAAUGGUGAAUUUUGGAUGUAACUCAGAUCUUAUUUUUUUGUGAUAAAGUAUGACGUAAAAUGAAGAGAAAAACUAGGGUAAGAUUUUUACAGUGUGAAGAGCAAACACCACAUCAAGAACUCUUAAAUGUUAACAGAAUCUUAACCCAAAGCUUACAGGUUCAUUAAGCAUGUAUGACAGAGCUGUGUUAGAUCCAAAAUUCACUAAGAUCAGAAUAUUCUCUCACUUGUUCUUGGUAUUUUUUUUUUUUCUAAGAUUGUUAUGAAAGUUGCACAGUAACUAAUUUGUUUUUAAGAAUGACGUGGACUUGCAAGAGGUUUUUAUCCUUAAAAGAGGAGUUAUUGUUAUAUAAAAACUAUGGGGAAACCUGUCAAAUGGAAGGACUAUGUAAAUCUUAUGCUUAAGAACUCUUCUCCAGCAUGUCUUCUAAUCCUAAGCCUAUAGUUCAUAUUUUGUAAAGAAUAAGAUCUUUGUGGAAAGAACUGACAUAUUAUUACAGACGACAACCCAUUAUCAAGGUUAGAUGCCUGUGUUGGAUCACAUAAAUGUAAAGAAGUGUUGGAUUACAUACAAAGAGAAAUGUAUUCCUGUUCACUGCAGUCUAUACUUGGUUACUGGUUUGAUGUGAUAGCAGUUGAGUGAAGUACAGCAGCUGCGUGAGUCACAAAAUUUAAGAGUACUGCAUAAAUAUUUAAGGAAUUGUAUUGAAAUACUUAAUAUGUUACAAUACAAAUCUCAACCAUACAACUGUUUACUUAGGUAUUCUUACCCUAUUCAGGGCAGACAAUUGUUAGGUUGAAUGAGAAUUAUUAGACGCCAGUGGGAAAAGCCUUGGAGUAACCUGUCCCACCUGUCAAAUGCUCUCAUUCUGGAACUGUUUUUUUCAUCCCUUGGUAAAAAAACUACCUACCUCAACAUUCGGCUACUGAGAACUGUUUUGUUGAUUCUUACCCUUUUAGUUUCUUGCAUUAGUGUGAAGUCUCUUCUUGGAUACUUGGAAUUAUAUGUGAGAAUUUGGUUUCCAUCCAGAAUGUCCCUGGUUAGGGUUACACCAGCAUCCUUUCAAGGAGUUUAUCAUCAGUGCACAGUGACAAGCGGCAAGCCAUCGAGCAAUUAGAAUUCUUGGAUGCUCUGGAUAUAGUUUGCUAGGCAAGUUACUAUUAGUCUUUGUUCCACCAAGAGUACUUACCCUCACCACAUGUGGCUUGGCAGCUGUUAUGAGGAUCUCUAAUAAAUGACUGCUGCAGGUAAUUGAUUUUUUUUAAAUAAAUAAUUAGUAAAACUGAUGGAGAUCAAGGAUGGUCUACAUUUCUUUGAGGAUCUUUUACAAAAAGCACAUUUGCUGUGAUAUAAAUCAAAUUGAAGUUGAUCACAUAGCUUAGAAACAGGAAUCACCUGAUUUGAAUCCUGUGUAAGGUGUACUAGUAUUACAGCCUGAAGGUGUAUGCUUUCCUCUCUAACUCUGUUGAGAGCUGGCUCAGUGAGGUGAAUGUCAUCCACAUUAGGAUAUUUAUUCUUUGUCACCCAGUUAUGGCCCCGAUAACAGUGCAUUAGGUUACUGAUCUGUCAUUCUUGUUUACCUUGGCUGUGGCUCAAGUUCCUGCAGGAGAACACUUAAUUUGGUAUUAUCAAGGUGCUGAACCAUGUAGUUCAAGUACAUUGGUUUUCUUUAAGCAGCUUUUCUAGAGUCUUCAAAUGAAACACUAAACUUAUAAAGAAGGAAAUUAUCCAUCUUCCAUAAUUAGUGUUAUUAGUAUUUAAAUAAACAUCUCUGCACUCUGCUACUACUCCCAGUUAAUCAGACUUCUCUUCAGUCUUACUGGUGUUAUGCAAGAAAGUACCUCAUGUCUUCUUUUGAACUGGAGAACCUAUGAAGGAACUAAAAAAGUUACCUCCAUUAACCACAGCCUUAAUUCUGCACAUGUUUUAAUGAUGGCUUAUUGCUGACAGUUUGAUAUUGGCACUUAUGUCUCCAAGAAAAGCAAGUGAAUAUCAGUGACUUGAAGCUGACGUAACUCUUUCAAGAGGCUAGAUGCUUAGAUAUUGGUAGGAUGUCAUGGCAAGACAUGAGGUUUUUGAUAGGGAGGAGGACAUAGUAAUACCUUAUGCUAUUCCUGUUCUGGCUUGUUAGUUUUAAGUGUGCUCUCCAGUAACUGGACAAAAUAUCAUUGCAUUCCAUGUGGUCAAGACUUUGCAUCUCCAUUAAGGCUUCCACAAUAGAAAAUUUGCAUAGGUGGUAUUGAGCCACUAAGCUCAUAGUGUGUAUCAAGUUACAACUUUAUCAAUACUUUUUAAAACAAUGCUUAUGAUGUAAGUUCUUAAUGCUAUAUUCUGGAGAUAGGAGUCAAAAUUCUUCCCAUAGUAUUUGAGGAUUGUGAAUAUUAUGCUCAACAUUCUCCAUAAGGCCAUUAGGCAUGGGUAGGCAAGUAGUCAGCAAGGUACCAUCUUCAUCACUUCUUUUUGUCUCCUUAACUUUAUCACUGUAAUGCCAGUGCAUAAGUCUACAUCCCAACAUCACAACACAAGCAUUAUAGAUCAAGAAUGACUACUCAAAUCACAUGUCCAAAGUUAUUUUAUAAGAAAAAACUAAACAGAGAUAUAGAUUUAGAUGGAGUACCAAAUGCUUAUGAGCAUUUCUAUGAUGACCAGUCAGAUGAAAUAAAGACUAAGGAGCAGUGGAUUAAAAUUGUUUUGCGUUUUACAAGCUGCUUUGAUUUUACAAAGAGUGUUCUCAUCCCAAGCCCUCUAAAUGAGAUAUAUCUGUGGUCACAGACAGAACUCAGAGUUGAGAGCGUUUGACAGUAGAGACUAAGAUUUUCCCAGACAAGGCUAGAUUUCACCUUAAAAUGUGCCUCCCCGGGCCUGCUACAUGUGGUACAUUGGGCCUUCUACAUGUGGUACAUUACUGAAGGUUUUGUGCAGUGUUCAUUUAGUCCCAGCUGCAGUCACGCCUAUCGUGUUUAUUAGAUUGAUUUAUAAUAAUCUUCUCCCAUGCAUAUGGUCUGCCUAAAUUCCCAUCAGGUCCAAGUUUUCAUCUAUGCCAGUUUCCACUGCCUUGUGUCUUUCUAUUCUCUAAUUUUCAUGUCAUCAAAUGCCCAACCAUUUCAGUCUUUGAGAUUUCUGCAUAUAUUCCAUUCUCGUAAUGUCACCUCUCGGCAACUCCCUCGUUUGUAGUACAAUCUUCUUAAUGCACUCCACCCUUGAAUGUCUGCAAUUCUUAGUCACACCUGUUCAAAAUUUCCCACAUUAUUAUUAACUGUAUCUCAGGUAUCAUCACUUUACCUUUGUCGUUGAAAAGGACAGGAACAAGGCCAUGAAAAUUAGAUAGCCUAAUUUAAAUUAACCUUUUAUAAAAACUGAUCAUCAGGUUUUUCUGCAGGCAUUUACGGGAAUGGUAUUCAUACUUAUCAUAGUCACAUUUCAUAUUGUGUAUGUGAAACUAUAGUUAAAAUUCAAUAAUUUGUUGAAUGAGCAGAGUACUGUGUACUUGUUUUUAUAAAGGUUUUGGGCUGCUAUUUGUUUUUGUCAUGAAUCUCCAAUCACUUAGGUUUUUCUAUUAUAGUUGCAUGUUUCAGUAAAUUAAUUAUACAUCAAAUAUUGAUAAUAAAUGGUCAGGAAGAUAAAACAGUACCAAUAUUUGUCUACGGAAUGGUAGUGUGGCCACUUGUACUUGACUGGUAGCAUUUUAUAUAGAUGGUAAAAUUUUAUUCCAACUCAAAAGUGUGUUCCUCCCAUGCUAUACCAGUGUGCAGUGUGUAUAUGCUACAUACUUGAAGACUACAUUAUGUUAUUGAAAAUGUUUUGGUAGAAACCUAAUAGAUUACGUUGAAAACAGUAAAUCAGUCCCUAGAAAAAUAUAGUCAUUUUAUUCAUGUGAAGAUUUCAAGCUUCUGUAGCAAGUUUUGUUGGAAUUCAUCUGUGCAACUUAUGUGAUAGGGUCUCGAAGAAACACAUACUUGAGGGUAACCACAGAGAAUUCUCGUUUGCCUGGCAUAUCGAGUAGAUAUUUUGGUGUAAAGCAGAUCUGGUAAAGUGUUUCUUAAACAAGUCCUGUUCUGUUAUUUGUCAUAAGUUUUUUGUCAUGUUCAUAAUGUACGUAUCAGCUUAGUAAUGAGUAUUUGUAACAAAAACUGUGAACAGAUUGAUUUUCCUCUUGUAGGAUCUACAUCUUUAUGUAUCUUCACAGUUAAAUUACAGUUUCUUUUCUUAUGUAAUAAAUUGGGACUGAAAAACUAAAAGUAGUAGUUUGCUGUACCAUAGGGUUGCAGCUUAUGCAGUGGUUUAGUGCUGAGGACUCUUGCAACAUACUCGAAACAGUCUGUUGUCAAGACCUGCAUGGUGACCACCCUAAUGUAUGACCAAAAGAAAGUUAUAUAUUAUAUGAAAGAUAGUGUUAGAUAAGUCUUGGACACAUAUUUUAUAAUUAGUAAUAUUUUCUAGAAUUGAAAAGGUUAAAUAACUUAUAAUGUUGAAGAAAUAAAGGAUUUAGAAACCA
This is a messenger RNA of Macrobrachium nipponense, 6445 nucleotides long. RefSeq lists its product as uncharacterized. The transcript has 3 exons. Lineage: Eukaryota; Metazoa; Arthropoda; Malacostraca; Decapoda; Palaemonidae. The coding region runs from base 217 to 957 and encodes 246 amino acids. The record is from RefSeq and is a predicted model, not a curated record.